CUAAAACCGCGCUCGCUUUUAAAGUUUCAUACUCUAUCCUCGUGAACUGUCUCCCGUUUCGACCCCGACAGACGACUUCGGCUGCGUUAUUUGUUGGAUCUAUUUUCUUUUGGGGAUGGCUGUGCUGCGCCUUUUUCUCCUUCGCUCCGCCAUCUUGAAUUGUAAUGUUAGUUUCUGAAAAAAAAAAAAAUUGUGUUUCCUGUGAUAUUUUUUGUUUAGGGUGUCGUGCCAAAUUUGGAUGAGUUUGAAGGAGUUUGAUUUCGUGAUUGUUUUCACAAAAUCACAUUUGUUUCAAACUCUAGACCCCAGUCUUCCCCACUCAAGAGUGUUUCUUCAUUUCGGAGACUAAAUGCAACUGGACCAGGGGGAUUGUGGACAUGAAGUGGCUAGGCGAAUCCAAGAACAUGGUAUUAAAUGGCAGACGACACGGAAACAAGUUGACCAGCGAGCAACAUGUGAGCCAGACUCGCUCCCAGCACUCACAGCGAGUGUCCCUGCGACACAGCAAAAACAGAAGUCGGAGGUGUAGCCGCAGGUUUAUUGCAGCCAGCCUGGAGGCAGAGAGGCGCUGUGUGCCCUCGUCAGGAAUGACUGCCAAGGAGUUGUGUGAGAAUGAUGACCUGACCACAAGCCUCAUCCUGGAUCCAUACCUGGGUUUUCAAACUCACAAAAUGAACACCAGAUUUCGACCAAUUAAGGGAAGGCAAGAAGAGCUUAAGGACAUCAUCGAGCGCUUCAAGAAACACGACAACUUGGAGAAAGCUUUCAGAGCUUUGACGACCGGAGACUGGUCUCGAAAUCAAUUUCUCCACAAGACGAAAGCUCAAGAAAAGCUCUUCAAGCAACAUGUAUUUGUGUAUCUGCGGAUGUUUGCCACAGACAGCGGGUUUGAGAUUCUCCCUUGUAAUCGCUAUUCAUCAGAGCAAAAUGGAGCUAAAAUUGUGGCAACAAAGGAAUGGAAGAGAAAUGACAAGAUCGAGUACCUGGUGGGAUGCAUUGCCGAGCUUUCAGAGAGUGAGGAAAACAUGCUGCUCCGGCACGGGGAGAAUGACUUCAGCGUCAUGUAUUCAACCCGUAAGAACUGUGCGCAGCUCUGGCUGGGACCAGCUGCGUUCAUCAAUCACGAUUGUCGACCAAACUGCAAGUUUGUAUCGACAGGACGGGACACAGCCUGUGUGAAGGUUUUGAGGGACAUUGAACCAGGAGAGGAAAUCUCUUGUUACUACGGAGACGGGUUUUUUGGGGAAAACAAUGAAUAUUGUGAAUGCUAUACAUGUGAACGACGGGGCACUGGUGCUUUCAAAUCCAAAGCUGGGCUGCCAGUGGAGGUGCCGGUAAUCAACAGCAAGUACGGGUUGCGGGAGACGGACAAGCGUCUCAACAGGCUGAAGAAGCUGGGGGAAGGAAACAGGAGCUCAGAUAGUCACUCUGUAGGCUCUCACACCGAUGUUGACUCUCAGGAAAUGCCAAAAACACAUCAAUCUGCCAGAAAAAGAACAUCAUCUUCUGGCCUGAAGUAUAAAAACAGGACUCAAUCCAGACAGACUUUGUCAAGAGCCCUUACUACCUCAUGUUCAAAACAAGGUCGUGUAAACAAUAACAGGGUACCAAAGAGACUAAAAUCCCAAUCCAAACCUUCACUAAGUAAAGUCCAGUUGCGGAGUCGCAGAAGGGGUGCAGAGCCCAAGGCGUUGGCCAAAGGAGAGACUUGCCAGCUGGGUCUCAGGGACUCAAAGGUGUCGCUGUGUAAAGGCGUCACCGUGAAGAAGGAGAAGGAUGGACAGGAGCUGGUGCAGCAGACAUUGGGCCAGCGGGGCUGCCUCACCCGUCAUGCUGCCAAGGAAAAUGGCAAUCUACAACAUGUGCAAGGUAGUGAGGGCAGUCAGUGUUCGACGUACAGAACUCGCAGGUCCACAAGGACCCUGGUAACAGCCCAGGAAGCUGCAGCUGGUGUUAAGCUAGAGCCCAGUGCUAUGGACGGCUUGAGCCCAGUCCCUGGUGGAGUGGUCAUUAAAACAGAGCCAGCUGACAUGGAGUACCACCUCCACCAUGGGGUAGGACAUGAGCAGCCAUCGUUAGACUCUGGCUAUGCCAGAACAGGCUCAUGCACCAGGCGGAAACGGCCAACACGAACAAUUAAAUGUGAAGACUCGUACGACGAGCCGUUCAUGCCGGUGGCUGCUAGUCACAACACUAACUUCUCUGACUGUGGGAAUAUGGUGUUGAGCUUCGCCGACCGGCAUAGGGACUACAACGGGGUUUCGAACGGCAGCAAAUCCCUUCGCAGGGACAAGGGCAAGAGUAGCUGUCGGUCACAGGACAAAGUGAAAAAGAAGCGUCAGAUCACGCGAUAUGACGCCCAGCUGAUCCUGGAGAACAGCACAGGUAUCCCCAAACUGACGCUCCGCCGGCGGAGGGACAGCAGCAGUAGCAAGACCAACGACACCAAGGACCCCAUUGGCUCCUCCAACCUCUCUGCCUCUUCGGUCAACUCGGCCUCUUCCAGCAAAAUCAGCAUCAAGUUCAGCAAGGACCAUGACAAGGACAAAGGCAGCUCAUACAUAGCCAAACUAAAUAACGGAUUUUCCCCCGGGGUCCAUAGCAACUCCACCAAGCUGAAGUUCCAGCUGAAGAGGGAGGACGAUGCACGGAGGAUAUCCCAGACCAAGGCGGACCAGAUGUCCUUUAACGGGGACAUGGGCCAGAGUCUGGACUCCAGGAAUGGUGGACAUCGGACCCAAAAGGUCAUGGCUGAGCCCUCCUCAUCGUCGUCCUCAUCGUCAUCUUCAGAGGAGGACACGGACGACGAGGAAGAGGAGGAUGACGAUGACUACUUCGACAAUGAGUUCGAAGACGAUUUCAUUCCACUUCCUCCAGCGAAGCGCCUCCGACUCAUUGUGGGUAAAGACUCGAUAGACAUCGAUAUCUCCUCCAGGAGGAGAGAGGAUCAGUCCCUGAGGCUCAAUGCAUAAGCUGUGGAGCUCAUCACUCCCACCUUUCCCCUGUAAAUAAAGAUGAUUCGCUAAUCAACUGUUGUGUUGAUGUAAAAGAAGUACAGUAAUUUAAAGAAAAAAGAAAUUGCUGAAAAGUUAAACAUUUGAAUGAACGUUACUAAAAGGUGCUGUUGACUUAAAACAAAUGUCUGUUAUUCACCUAUGUUUAUAAUUUUGUUUCAAUUUGAGUUUUUUUUUUUUUUAAAGCAAAUACUCAAAUUAAGAAAAAGUUUAAUCACCAACUCCAUUUUCCUGCAUUUUGGCCCUGUCUACACGAAUAGAGAUAAUUUUGAAAACUGAUAUUUUUGCUCACGUUUUGGUCUCCUCCCCAUACAAACAGAAUUUUCAGUCACCUAAACAGAGAUUUUCAAAAACUGUGGUUACUGUGUAUCCGUGUAAAACGUAGUGUUUGAGAAAUAAAGCUUUGUGUAAUGAGCAUGCGCGUGAAACAAUGGCGGACUAACUGUCGGCUUUUGUAAAGUAACACUAGGCAGCAAACCCACCUCAUCUGGCAUCCACAUGUUUUACAUUCACAAGACAAACUCGCUGCUCAUUCUCCGAAUCUUCUUACCUUGUAUUCGACGCAUCGUUGACAUGGCGCCACCUAUUGGUCCGACAAAUAUUUGGAGUUGGUUUGCGGAGGAGAUAGUUAGGGAUAGUUUUUAUUUUUUAAAUGUAUUCGUAUAUACGUGUAUACGGAGCCAAAUAUUUGCAUUCUGCUCUAAAUGAAAAGGGCAGGAAGUGGUCCUCUUUAUUGUUUCUGAAUAAUCUGGCUUCAUCCUAAGUGAAAAAAAAGCAUUUGUUUUAAGUUCAACUCUUCCUUUAAGUGAAUGCACUUGUUAUAUUCAUAAUGGACAUGGAUAUUGUAGAAAGUGUACAGUAUGUUGACUAUCCCCCUCUGUCUCAUAGGCAGGUUUUUAUUGAGCUUUUGAUUUCUGUCUCAUAGUUUGUAAUCUUUUGUGUGGUGAACCAUGCAGUGUGUCGUGGAUUCUCCGGAGGCAUUAUAAGAACAGUCAGUCCGUUCAUUUGGAUUCAGGUGCCAUGUUCUCAUUAUCCCAGUAGUUCUCCUGGUUUAAAGAACCACUUGAAUUUCAUGAAUUAUCAACAUUAUUUACUGUGUAAGUUAAUCACGUGUCUCUCUGUAGAGUUCAAUCAUGCAAUUUUAAACCUUUAAACAAAUCUGUGCUAUCAUGUUUUUCACCAUAGAAAGAGAAGCAAACUGUUUUAUAUAUGUUAUUAACAUGCAUCAAAAUGUGCUACAGACCACUUUGCAGUAACAUUAUGCAUGUGUGUUUAGUUUGCCUGCAGUUGUCGCACAUUCACGACACAAACGAUACGAUGGAGUUGCACAAUGUUUUCUUUUCCAGUGAAUCGACUCCACGGCGCUGUAAAUAAAGUCAAUUAAGCUGCAGAAUUCAAAGAAAUAAAAGCACACCGUUUUUUAUAAUCA
Messenger RNA from Notothenia coriiceps (black rockcod), 4443 nucleotides. RefSeq names its product lysine methyltransferase 5B (gene kmt5b). The record is from RefSeq and is a predicted model, not a curated record. Gene Ontology annotation, cellular component: nucleus. Lineage: Eukaryota; Metazoa; Chordata; Actinopteri; Perciformes; Nototheniidae. The coding region runs from base 378 to 2972 and encodes 864 amino acids. Gene Ontology annotation, molecular function: histone H4K20 methyltransferase activity; protein binding. The transcript has 10 exons.